Messenger RNA from Cladophialophora immunda, 729 nucleotides. RefSeq lists its product as uncharacterized. Gene Ontology annotation, cellular component: cytoplasm. The transcript has 2 exons. Gene Ontology annotation, biological process: biosynthetic process. Gene Ontology annotation, molecular function: isomerase activity. NCBI's taxonomy places the organism in Eukaryota, Fungi, Ascomycota, Eurotiomycetes, Chaetothyriales, Herpotrichiellaceae. The record is from RefSeq and is a predicted model, not a curated record. Bases 1 to 729 code for a protein of 242 amino acids.
AUGGACCAGGUGAUGGUUGAUACGAUGACAGCGGAGGCUUUCAGGGGCAACCCAACUCCAGUUUUCGAGCUGGACCCUGCAGAGUACCGAGCAUGGCCGCCUCUAGAGGUCCUGCAGACCAUUGCAAGAGAAUUGAAUCAAUCCUAUACUGUUUUCGUCAAGCGUAGUGAGGACAGCCAUGACUCUGUCAAAUACCUCAUUCGGUCGUUCACGCUGGACAAGGAGGAGCCUUUCUGUGGACACGGCAUCAUGGGGGCCGCGAUUGUGCUGGGACAGCAGCUCGCAGUUCGUGGGAGACAAAUGAUCUUUGAGACGGUUGGCGGGAUCAAGGUCGAUGGCUACACGAUAUCGGGUCAAUCAUUGGCAUCGUCUGCAGCGGACUUUGGGGGUGUCUGCACGGUGAAGCUCAAGCUACCUGCGGAGCCAGUCAAAGAGUGGUUCGACGGAGACGUGAGGCUUCGGGAAAGCAUCGCGGCGUGUCUCGGGGUCGACGUAUCACAGAUCCUGGCGCUGGGGAGGAAUGCUCUGAUGGAUCUGGUGAUCGAGGUGAGCGAAGACGUCGACUUCUCCGCGGAAAGCAUGGCUGUUGACGCGGUGGGAUUGAUGAACGCCUCUCCUCCUGGGACGAGAAGCCAGAUCAUCACGAGCAAGGGGGGUCGAUACGGGGUUGACUUCGCAAAGCGCGUAUUUGCAUAUGGAGGUGAAGGUAAGCAGAGUCCCCCAGUUUGA